CUGAGACCCCCAUCGAGGAGUUUGCACCCACACCGGCGUUUCCUGCCCUGCAGUACCUGGAGUCAGUGGAUCAGGGGGGCGUGGCCUGGAGGGCGGGGCUACGGACAGGAGACUUCCUCAUCGAGGUGAACGGGACCGACGUGGUGAAGGUGGGUCACCGGCAGGUGGUCUCUCUGAUCCGACAGGGGGGAAGUCGCCUGCUGAUGAAAGUCGUGUCAGUUUCCCGGAAAUCAGAAACCAACCUGAUCAGAAAGAAAG
This is a messenger RNA of Austrofundulus limnaeus, 258 nucleotides long. RefSeq names its product SH3 and multiple ankyrin repeat domains protein 3. Gene Ontology annotation, molecular function: synaptic receptor adaptor activity; ionotropic glutamate receptor binding. NCBI's taxonomy places the organism in Eukaryota, Metazoa, Chordata, Actinopteri, Cyprinodontiformes, Rivulidae. The record is from RefSeq and is a predicted model, not a curated record. Gene Ontology annotation, cellular component: postsynaptic membrane; postsynaptic density; dendritic spine.